This is a messenger RNA of Drosophila rhopaloa, 1485 nucleotides long. It is a transcript of the gene SiaT, whose product is annotated as beta-galactoside alpha-2,6-sialyltransferase 2. Gene Ontology annotation, molecular function: sialyltransferase activity. The transcript is spliced from 7 exons. NCBI's taxonomy places the organism in Eukaryota, Metazoa, Arthropoda, Insecta, Diptera, Drosophilidae. The record is from RefSeq and is a predicted model, not a curated record. The coding region runs from base 121 to 1476 and encodes 451 amino acids.
GCGAAAGGGAAAGUUCGAAUUGCGGACGCGUGACCCGGGAAAUCCUCCGUUUUUCCGGCUGUUUUUCCGCGCUUUCUGCGGCCUGCGUGAGAACGCACUUUUGCGUAUUAUGAGUGGAGAAUGAGGCGAGCGACACGCGCAUUGCCGGGUCAGUGUCAGGCCCUCCUCAUCAGACUCAUUAUCGUCGUGUGCGCCGCAUUAAUAAUUCAAUGUGAGCGAAUCGACGAGGCGAAAGCUCAGCCGAGACGCGAACCCGGCGAGGUGAAUUCGUGGCAGCCCGACAACGGAAAUGGCACCGCCCGCAAUCGAAUGCCGCGCAGUGUCUUCCAUGUGCGCUGGAAUCCCAACGAGAAAUUCAUUGUGGAGAGCCGCGAGAAUCCGGCCAUCAACUCCUCCAAAUUGGCCCCACAUCCGCGGCUGAAGGUGUCCAAGAACACCAAGCUCACCCUCAGCCCCAAGCUAUAUCUCUGCCAUGACAAGCACUCGGAACUGUGCCACAACAAGACCCAGCAGUUCCGGCAGCGGAUUGUCCAGACCUUCGAGAAGGCCAUGAUUGAGUCGGUCAACGAGUCGCAGGCGAACCACUACAACGUGGACUACAAGCCGGUGUUCGGGGACAGUUUCGAGGAGCAGUACUACCCGUCCACCUGUCUGGUCAUGGAGGCCGGCGUGCGAGUCCUGCGCCGCAAGGAUACGCCCUUCAACAAGCUGCCCUUCGGACGGCUCUUCCCGCGCCAGAAACUCUUUCGCAACAUCAAGGACAUCAAGACUUGUGCGAUCGUCUCCAGCGCAGGUUCCUUGGCGGGCUCCAAGCUAGGUCGCUUUAUCGACACGCACGACAUUGUGAUGAGAUUCAAUCAUGCGCCCACGCAAGGACACGAGGUGGAUGUUGGCAGCAAAACCACAAUUCGUGUGGUGAAUUCGCAAGUGGUGACCAAGCCCGAGUUCGACUUCACCCAUGCCCCAAUCUUCCGGAAUGUGACGAUCGCCGCCUGGGAUCCGGGCAAGUACAAUGGCACCCUGGAGGAUUGGCUCACCAGUGCGGACUACGAUCUGUUCACCAACUACGAGAUAUACAGGCGUCGAUACCCCAAGUCACGGGCCUUCCUGAUCGAUCCCCAUUCGGUUUGGAGACUGUGGCAGAGCUUGCAAAUGUUUGCCGGAAAUCGAGCGAUCAGCCGGAAUCCACCCAGUUCCGGUUUCAUAGGAUUGGCCCUUCUCCUGCCGCAUUGUCCGCAGGUGGACUUCGUGGAGUAUGUGCCCUCCACUCGGCUCAAUGGCCGCUGUCACUACUACAGCAAGGAGAUGAAUUCCGCCUGCACAUUCGGCUCCUGGCAUCCGCUGGCCGCCGAGAAGCUGAUGGCCCUGGACAUGAACAUGGCCGAGGACGAUGACAUGUCCGUCUUCCAGUUCGGCAUCCUGCGGAUUCGCAGGCCGGACAAAUUGCUCUGCGGCUUCAAUUUCUUUGGCUACUGAGCUACUGGG